Messenger RNA from Mesocricetus auratus (golden hamster), 3442 nucleotides. It is a transcript of the gene Il4r, whose product is annotated as interleukin 4 receptor. Gene Ontology annotation, molecular function: cytokine receptor activity; protein binding. Gene Ontology annotation, cellular component: external side of plasma membrane; membrane. Gene Ontology annotation, biological process: cytokine-mediated signaling pathway; production of molecular mediator involved in inflammatory response. The record is from RefSeq and is a predicted model, not a curated record. NCBI's taxonomy places the organism in Eukaryota, Metazoa, Chordata, Mammalia, Rodentia, Cricetidae. The transcript is spliced from 10 exons. Bases 118 to 2562 code for a protein of 814 amino acids.
GGCAGCCCAUGUAAAUAAGGGGCGCCGGGCGGCGUAGGAAGCGGGGCGAGGUCCAGUGCGCAGGAAAGCCCCGCGCGGCGCGUGGAGCCUGAGCGCACAGGCACUUUUGCAUCCCCAAUGGGGUGGCUUUGCACCAAGUUCCUGACCUCUGUGAGUUUCCUGAUUUUGCUGUGGGUGGCUGGCUCUGGGAGCAUUAAGGUGCUGGGUGAGCCCACCUGCUUCUCUGACUACAUCCGCAAUUCCACUUGUGAGUGGUACCUGGAUGGCGCUGUCGACUGCAGAUCUCAGCUCCACCUGUUAUACUGGCUGGACUUUGAGUUCUCUGACCUGGUCUGCAGAAACCACACAUGCAUCCCGGAGAACAGCGCCAGCACUGUGUGUGUGUGCCGCAUGGAUACAGAUGAACUGAUCCAGACAGACUCCUACAAACUGGUCCUGUAUGCUGAGGGACGAUUGCUGUGGUGGGGCUCCUUCAGGCCCAGUAGCAAUGUGAAGCCCCUGGCUCCAGGCAAUCUCACAGUCCACACCAACGUCUCCAAUGCAUGGCUGCUGACAUGGAGCAACCCGUACCCAUCAACAAACACCCUGUACAAGGAACUCAUCUACAUGGUCAACAUCUCCAGAGUGGACAACCCUGAGGAAUUCAUAGUCUAUAAUGUGACCUACGUGGAACCCAGACUGCUCCUCCCAACCAAGACCCUCAAGUCAGGGGUGCACUACAGGGCACGGGUGAGGGUCUUGGCUCAGAACUUCAGUGGCACGUGGAGUAAGUGGAGUCCCAGCAUCAUGAUAUACAACCACUUCCCGCUGCCCCUGGUGCAGCGCCUCCCACUGGGGGUUGGCAUCUCCUGCCUCUGCAUCCUGUUGUUUUGCCUGUCGUGCUACAUCGGCAUCAUCAAGAUUAAGAAGACGUGGUGGGACCAGAUUCCCACCCCAGCACGCAGUCCCCUGGUGGCCAUCAUCAUUCAGGACUCUCAGGUGCCCCUCUGGGAGAAGCAGACCCGAAGCCAGGAGUCAACCAAGUGCCCACGCUGGAAGACUUGUCUGACCAAACUGCUGCCCUGCUUGCUCGAGCACGGUGUGAAGAAGGAAUCAGAGUCCCCAAAGGCUGCCAAAACUGGGCCUCUCCAGAGUCCUGAAAAGGCAGCCUGGCGUCCUGUGGAGGUCGCCAGGACUGUCCUCUGGCCAGAGAAUGUCAGUGUCAGUGUGGUGCGCUGUAUGGAGGCCCCAGUAGAGAGCGAGGAGGAAGAAGAGGAGAUGGUCAGAGGGGACGAGAGCAUGUUACCCGAGAACAGCACAGGUGGCCUGCAGGAGGGUCAGGCAGACAUCAUGGCCCGGCUCACUGAAAACCUGUUUUCAGACUUGCUGAAGGCUGAAGAUGGGUGCAUUGGCCAGUUGAGCCUGAGGGAGUCGUGCUCCCCUAUGCCUUCAGACUGUGGGCCAGCUUCUGUGGCCUGGAGCCACUUACUCACGGGGCAGGCCACAGAACAGCCUUUACACCCGGACCCUCCCUCAGGCACCCUAACCCACGAUGCAACUGACCCAGCCUGCACACAGGUGCCACUUGUCGUCACAGACAAUCCUGCCUACCGCAGUUUUAGUGACUUUGGCAGCCCGUCCCCACAUCCUGAAGAGCUGACCUCGGAGCAGCAGCAGGCUGCACACCUGGAAGAAGGGGACCCUCCAAGCCCAGCUGACCCUCACCCUUCAGGCCCACCUGUGCAGCAAGUGGAAAGCUGGGAACAGAUCCUUCACCUGAGUAUCCUGCAGCAUGGGGCAGCUGGCUGUGACUCAACCCCUACCAAUGGCUACCGGGAGUUUGUGCAGGCAGUGAAGCAGGGUGCCACCCAGGACCCCAGGGUGCCUUGCUUCGGGCCCAGUGUGGAUGCUGCAGGUUACAAGGCCUUCUCCAGCUUGCUCAACCGCAGCGCCAUCUGCACAGACACAGCAGGACUGGGGACUGAGAGUGGAGGCUAUAAGCCCUUCCAAGCAGAACCGGGCACUGACAGUGGGCUCGGAGGCUACAAGCCCUUCCAGAACCCUGUUCCUAACCAGUCCCCUAGCUCCAUGCCCUUAUUCACCUUCGGACUGGACAUGGGGUUGCCAUCCAGUUCUCAGAACUCAGUCCCACCCAGCAGCACCCCAGAAUGCCUUGGUCUGGAGCUAGGACUCAAAGAAGGUGACAGGCUAAAGGCCCCUCCUCCUGCAGAUCAAGUGCCCACGCCCUUUGGGGAUGACCUAGGCCUUGGCAUUGUCUACUCUUCCCUCACCUGCCACCUGUGUGGCCACCUGAAGCAGCACCACAGCCAGGAGGAAGGGGGCCAGAGCCACAUGGUUGCUAGCCCCUGCUGUGGCUGCUGUUGUGGGGACAGGUCACCAUCCCCAGGGAGCCUCUCAGGGACCUUGGAAACCUGCCCUGGGGAGAUGUCGCCAGAAGCCAACCCCAUCUCAGCACCCAGGACACCUUCAAACUUGUCCGUGGAGGGCAAGGUUGCUGGUCAUGCUAUUUCCAGCCAUACCACCAAGGUGUCUGCUGGCACCCUGGGCAUGGCAGUUUCCUAGGUGAGUGAGUGUGCUGUUGUCGAGGUCGGUCAUGAGCCCAGGGUUCAUCCAAGCCAGGGGCGUGCCUCCCAGGAGACAGCCCAGCUGGCAGGUUUCCCAGAAUCCAGAGAAGGAUGAAUUGAAGAUGUGAACUUAGCCUGACCCUGGAGCUUGGAGCCUGGCUGCCUUCCCACCACUGGCCUGGGCUCUCCUCACAAGGGAUUCGGGGGCUCAGAAUUCUGUGUGCCACAACAGUGCUGAGAGUCCUAAGCCCCCUGCUCUCCCAGUUCUUGGUGCCCUACCUGCUCAGCCCCCCCCUUUUUUUUCACCAAAUAGAUCUGUUGCCCAAGGCUCACAGCAGUCCUGGCACAGCUGCUUGACUCUCACUGAGCUGGAAGCUAAGCCUAGAAACUCAGAGCUGGCCUGGCAGUGGCUUGGGAGGCACUAAAAAUGGGUAGAAAUAGUAGGUUCAGGGAGGGCAGUUAUUGGCCCCAAGGUGGCCGUUCAUUGAACAGCUACUGUGGGUUAAGGCUGGAGGCAGAAUCUACUGUCCCGGCCAACUCAGUUGUGGAGAGCAACAAGGCUACAGGAAAGCAGUCGCUGCCAGUUGCCCACACGUGACCUGCAGCCAGGGCUCCUGGAAUGUGGAGGUGGAGAUGCAGCUGCCCAGUGGCGAGUCCCAGUGGACACCACUGCUGACCGUCAGGACGAGACCACAAAGGGUUGGGGCUGCUUGUGGUAGGUGGUAGCAGACGACAGAGUGCAGUCGGACUGCUUUCUGGAAGGAUGGGGCCAGGUUGGGCAGGGCCCGUAUGUCUUUGCCUUUGCACACCCAAUAUGUUUGCAAGGAGGGCAGGCCAGGCCACGCGGAGCUUUACGUCAAUAAAGACUCUUUAUCUUG